AUGGGGUGGCCGGGAGUGGGGUUGGCAAGAUCCUGGGGUGCAGGACAGGGGGUGACAGGGACCCCGGGGUGGCCGGGACCCCGGGGACAGGGGGUGACAGGGACCCCGGGGUGGCCGGGACCCCGGGGUGACAGGGACUGGGGGGACAGGGACUCCGGGGUGCAGGUUAUGGGGUGGCUGGGACCCCGGGGUGACGUGUAUGGGGUGGCCGGGAGUGGGGUUGGCAAGAUCCUGGGGUGCAGGACAGGGGGUGACAGGGACCCCGGGGUGGCCGGGACCCCGGGGUGA
This is a messenger RNA of Charadrius vociferus (killdeer), 288 nucleotides long. RefSeq names its product collagen alpha-1(VIII) chain-like. The record is from RefSeq and is a predicted model, not a curated record. NCBI's taxonomy places the organism in Eukaryota, Metazoa, Chordata, Aves, Charadriiformes, Charadriidae. The coding region runs from base 1 to 288 and encodes 95 amino acids. The transcript is spliced from 2 exons.